Messenger RNA from Phoenix dactylifera (date palm), 760 nucleotides. RefSeq names its product protein NUCLEAR FUSION DEFECTIVE 6, mitochondrial. Gene Ontology annotation, cellular component: mitochondrion. The record is from RefSeq and is a predicted model, not a curated record. NCBI's taxonomy places the organism in Eukaryota, Viridiplantae, Streptophyta, Magnoliopsida, Arecales, Arecaceae.
UUGGAUAAUUUGCUCCCCCACGGACUAGCGUAACGGGGCUCAAGGGCAAGGGUUCCGAAGGGAGUACUCGAAGGUGAGGGCGAAACAAUGGCCGCCAUGGGCGGUGCACGAAGAACUCUUCUGACCUUCCGCUCUUCUUCUCCGGGCCUCUUCACCGGUUUCAAUAGGUCACCCUCUUCUUCUCCGGCUUCGGCCUUUGCUCGCUUCUCUCGCCGCAGGCUUCCCUUAGCGAUUGCCAGGCUUCCGGUGGAGUUGGGUUGUGCGCAGUCUUUGAUGCCACUGCACAGCAUUACUGCUUCUGCACUGCUCACUUCAAUGCUGUCUUUAAAGCCUGGAAACUGGGCAUGGCUCUCAGAAGGAUUUGCAACGCCUCUAUAGCAGGACAGAUGAACUGGGAAAAAAGCAGGGACAUUCUGCUGUUCAGAGCAUAUUCAGUUACCUUCUUGUUUCAAAAAGUAUUUCCUUCAAAUAUUAGAGAACCCCACUGGCGUUUCAAUGGCCAAUUUCUGAGUGGUUUUUGGCCAAAACUUUUCAUCGUUUCAUGCAAGAGCUAAGUCGAGUUCACUUUAAUACUUUUCUGAUGUUUAUGUAUCUCUAAACUUGAGAAGAUCAGCAAUAUGGCCGGCCUAUAAAUUUUGAUGAUAUCUUAGUCAAGUUGAUUUUUCGGUUAUUUAGUUCUGAAUCUUUUUAGGGAUUUAUGACAUUAUGCAUGCUGGUACUGCUUAUGUUUAGUGCAUUUGAGGGAGGUUUCUCUAUGAAU